UCCACCAAAACGACAACACCUCUACUUUCUUGCUAUACAUUAGCAGUUCGGGAGCACUCGGAGUCUUAAUGGACACCAUUUGUAUACUAUAUCUGAGUGCUGUUAUCGUCUAUAUUAUGUUCAGUAGUGACCGUAUUCCCGGAGGAAAUGCUGCUUUAUCAUUGAUGACUGUAAUUCAAUAUGCUACUAAAUUAUCGGCCGAUACCGAGUUAUAUAUGACUGCAGUCGAGCGAGUGCUCGAAUACACGGCUAUUAAACCCGAGGCAGAGCUCGAGUCCACUUCUGAUCGGAAACCACCUAAAAAUUGGCCACAAAUGGGAGAAAUAGUGUUCAAAGAUAUGAGUCUUCAAUACAACGAAUCGCCGCAUAAAGUGCUCAAAGAUAUCAACGUUUGCUUCAAAGGGGGAGAA
Messenger RNA from Medioppia subpectinata, 410 nucleotides. Lineage: Eukaryota; Metazoa; Arthropoda; Arachnida; Sarcoptiformes; Oppiidae. The record is from the annotation of a GenBank genome assembly.